GGCGUCUGACUGCGUGACGUCAUCUCCGUUCGAGCAUAAAAACAACCGGGUGGGCGUAGAGAAGACUUUCGGCAUCGUGCUUUCUUUGUGUUUACCCCGGAAAGUUUUUCAGAAAAUGGUGCAGCAACUCCCCAAACCAGCAGCGAGGGAGGCUCCUCUGCUGAAGGCUGGACACCCUCCCGCAGUGAAAGCUGGCGGUAAACGGGUCGCCAAGAAAAACAUGGAAGAGAGUGGCACCCAUGUGACUCCAGAGAAGGAGACCAAGCGGCCUGAGAAAAUAAGCAGGUCCGUCGCCACCUCCAGCAGGAUGCAACAAGUCGGAAUCCUGCUGUCAGGAACUCUCGACAAGCUGAGCCACGACUUCCCCGAGACGCCGGUCAGCGUGUGGCACAGCAAGCUGCGCCCUGCGGUGGAGAAGACCCACACCCCCCGGACCUUCUCCAUCCAGCAGCCGAGGAAGUUGUGCUGAAGAAUGCCCCCCCCACCCGAGGGAGCCCCGUCGAGUCGACCGUGGAAGACGAAACCUGAAGUGCGUUGGAUUCACGAGGGGACCUGCGGGUUGUGACGCUGUUUAUGGCGACUGAGAGCUCUUUCAUUGAGCUCUGUUUACUUUCUAGCUGCGCUUCAUUGUGAAAAUACUAUAUAACCAGCAUUGAAUGUGUAUUUUUUCCUAGUAUUGUAAAAGAAAUGGUGUUAUUUUUCCCAGAUGAUGUUUUGGAAUGUUUACUUGUAAAGGGAGGGUGGCUUUGUUAUGUGAGGUUUUUGAAAUUGCUCUCCCUCUCCCCCAGUGACAUCUUCACUAUGCAUUGCUUGGCUCUUGAUUUGAGUUUAAAAAAAAGAUUAAUAAAUGUAGUUGCCUCA
Messenger RNA from Pungitius pungitius (ninespine stickleback), 861 nucleotides. It is a transcript of the gene dapl1b.1, whose product is annotated as death associated protein 1b. Gene Ontology annotation, molecular function: death domain binding. Bases 116 to 469 code for a protein of 117 amino acids. NCBI's taxonomy places the organism in Eukaryota, Metazoa, Chordata, Actinopteri, Perciformes, Gasterosteidae. The record is from RefSeq and is a predicted model, not a curated record. The transcript is spliced from 4 exons. Gene Ontology annotation, biological process: negative regulation of autophagy; cellular response to amino acid starvation; apoptotic signaling pathway.